UGCCCUUUCCCCCCCGCCCCGAUCACUAGGUUCAUAGGCGCUGACGUUCGCGGGACUCUCCCAUAUGGGGCCACAUGACAUAAACGGGGUGAAAGAAACGCACUAGAUAGUCAGGGAAUCGCACGUGUGAGAGCCUGGCCGGUGUCUCUAAAAGUUAGAGGUUCUUGUCGGGAGAGAUUUAGGCGGAUCGUCAGGGUUGGAAGGAACCUCUGAGGACCUACGCACACCUGUUAACCAGGAAAUACUUCUGUGGGGGUUCCACCGAGACCAAUUAGAAAGCUCUAAAGGCCUGGUUUAGAGCCUAAAGCCAUCUGUUGCUGAGUGUGGAGGAGGCCUUGCCUCGGCGGAAGUGGGACUGCCCCGUGGAAGUGGGACUGCCCCGAGCGUCGGCGUCUCCGCCCAGGCCGGCUCCACCAUGUCCAAGGUUUCCUUUAAGAUCACCCUGACGUCCGACCCGCGGCUGCCCUACAAAGUACUCAGUGUUCCUGAAAGUACACCGUUCACCGCAGUCUUGAAGUUCGCCGCGGAAGAGUUUAAAGUUCCUGCCGCCACGAGUGCCAUUAUCACCAAUGAUGGAAUAGGAAUAAAUCCCGCACAGACUGCCGGAAAUGUCUUCCUAAAGCACGGUUCGGAACUGCGAAUCAUUCCUAGAGACCGUGUUGGAAGCUGUUAAUGUCCUCUGCUUAAAGAUAAAUACACCUUUCAAAGUCAAUAUUGGUAUUGCCCAGCCGGUGUGGCUCAGUUGGUUGAGGGGACCGGACCAUGCACCAAGAGGUCGCCAGUUUGAAUCCCAGUCAGGGCACAUGCCCCGGUGUCGGGGGUGAUCCCCAAUGGAUGUUCCUCCCUCGUCAAUGUUUUUCUCUCUCCCUCUAUCUCUAAAAUCAAUAAAAACAUAUUUCAAUAAGUAAA
Molecule: messenger RNA, 909 nt
Organism: Myotis brandtii (Brandt's bat)
Lineage: Eukaryota; Metazoa; Chordata; Mammalia; Chiroptera; Vespertilionidae
Product: ubiquitin-fold modifier 1
Exons: 2
Coding region: 416-673 (85 amino acids)
Biological process (GO): protein K69-linked ufmylation
Cellular component (GO): nucleus; cytoplasm
Source: RefSeq, a predicted model, not a curated record